AUGGCCGCCGUGCUCAACCUCACCGCCCCCACCGCCUUCCUGCUGGGCGAUGGGGCCCACGGGCAGGACUACCACAACGCUGCCCUCCAGCCGGGCUCGGACUACACGGCCCUUCUCCGCCUCGUCCGCCGCUCUCAGCAGGCAGAGAAGUUCACCUGCGUGUGCUACAGCUUCUCUUUUGGUGUGUGCAAGCCGAAUACCCAGAUCCCAGUGGAGGACCUGCUGGAGGCUGUGAAGAGGUUUCAGAGGGCAGAAAUAGAGGCAGAGCAAACGGAGGAUGAAUCUAUCGACAGGCAUGGCGCUGGGCGUCUGAGGGAGUAUCAGCAACUGUCCUCCACCUUGUUAUAUCCCUGCAAUGCCGGGAAGGAGCUGUGUAAUCAGAGCAAGAACCGCUACAAGAGCAUCAUCCCAUAUGAUCACUGCCGUGUGGUGCUGCAGCGCUCUGACACGGGGAACAGCUACAUCAACGCCAGCUACGUGGAUAGCUACCGGAGUCCACACUUCUUCAUUGCAGCUCAAGGCCCCUUGCCUGAGACGGUGGUGGAUUUCUGGCAGAUGGUUUGGCAGGAGAAGACCUCAGUCAUUGUGAUGCUGACGGGCUUAGUGGAGCAGAACAAGACCAAGUGUGAGCAGUAUUGGCCAGAGCAGGAGCAGGUCUACGGGGACUUCACUGUGACACUCAACAACACCAGAACCACCACGGGCCUUGUCACUCGCAUCUUCUGCCUGCAGAAGGCAGGCUGUGGUCUCCCAAGAGUGGUGGAGCAGUUUCAAUACCUGCUGUGGCCAGACCACGGGGUCCCCAGAAACCCUGCCCAGCUGCUGUGCUUAGUGGAGGUGGUGAACAAGCGGGGGGUGGAAGUGGCUGCUGGACCUGUGCUGGUGCACUGCAGCGCAGGGGUUGGGCGCACGGGUACCUUCAUCGCCCUUGACUUCCUCCUGAAGAUGGCGAAGGCCGAGGGGAAAGUGGCUGUGUUUCACUGCGUGCAGAGGCUGCGGGAGCAGCGCGUCAGCAUGGUGCAGACCAAGGAGCAGUACACCUUCCUGUACGAGGUGCUGCUGGAAGGCUUGCUCUGCGGCAACACCGGGGUCCCAGUGGAGAGCAUUGCCAGCCACAUUCACUGCCUUCGGGAAGCUGAGACCUCAAGGCACAACAGUGUCCUAGAGAAGGAGUUCAAGGCUCUGCAGAAGUUUACCGAGUUGUUCCAGCUCCUGCCAUGCAGAGAAGCGGAGAAACCCAGCAACCAGCCCAAGAACCGCAAGACAGGGAUCCUGCCAGCAUCCCGGUGUGUUUUGCAGACGUACACAAAGGAGGACAGACUCAUCGUCACGCAGAUGCCUCUCCCCACCACGCUGGUGGAUUUCUGGGCUCUGAUCUGGGAUUACACCUGCACAUCAGUGGUUGUCCUGAAUCAGCUCCAGGAGCUGGACAAGACAUACGUGGAGUUCUGGCCCACCCAGGGCGAAGCUGCCUAUGGCCGUUUCCAUGUCCACCUGAUCUCAGAGGAGCCCGGAGCUGGCUUCACCGCCUGGACACUUGCCGUCACCAACAAGCAGCAGCCCAAGAAGCCUGCACUGGAAGUCCAGUUCUGGCAACUGAAGGACUGGCCCAUGCAGCAGCGUCUUCCCCCACACCCUGCUACUAUCAUCAGCCUGCUAGGGAAGGUGGAGACACACCAUCGGCAGAGCCAAGACGGACAUAUCCUCGUCACAUGCUGGGAUGGUGCCAGCCGGAGCGGAAUCUUCUGUGCUGCUAGUUUCCUGUGUGAGCAGAUCCAAAGCGAGGGGCUGGUGGAUGUAUCCCAGGCUGUGAGGAUGAUGAAGAGGCGGCGGAGACAGAUGAUUAAAGAUGUGGAGCAGUAUGGGCUCUGCUACGAACUAGCCCUCAGCUACUUGAAUUCAUUUGAAACCUAUGGGAAUUUCAAGUAG
This is a messenger RNA of Eurypyga helias (sunbittern), 1929 nucleotides long. RefSeq names its product receptor-type tyrosine-protein phosphatase mu-like. The record is from RefSeq and is a predicted model, not a curated record. Gene Ontology annotation, molecular function: protein tyrosine phosphatase activity. NCBI's taxonomy places the organism in Eukaryota, Metazoa, Chordata, Aves, Eurypygiformes, Eurypygidae. Bases 1 to 1929 code for a protein of 642 amino acids. The transcript has 17 exons. Gene Ontology annotation, biological process: protein dephosphorylation.